Molecule: messenger RNA, 3294 nt
Organism: Trichoderma gamsii
Lineage: Eukaryota; Fungi; Ascomycota; Sordariomycetes; Hypocreales; Hypocreaceae
Exons: 2
Coding region: 1-3294 (1097 amino acids)
Biological process (GO): tRNA export from nucleus; rRNA processing
Cellular component (GO): UTP-C complex; small-subunit processome; CURI complex
Source: RefSeq, a predicted model, not a curated record
AUGGAAUCAAGCUCGAAGCGUCGAAAAAUUGACCACGGGAGCAUUGGUUUGCGCCAUUCUGGGCUCAUUGACUUUGAGUCCCGGAACACAGCCCGAGUCACAGCUGCAAGCACCUUUGUUCUGCAGACAGAUGAGCUUCUAAAGGAGGCCAAGCCCAACUAUGAGAAGGCGUUCUAUGGCGUUGAUGGCCAAUUGCGCCGAUUAAAAGGCAUAAUCGAUGGAAUUGAGCCCCAUGAUCCCAAGCCAAUCUCAGAGGCUACCAUCAAAUUCGAAAAAGAGCAUCGCAUCGUCAUUCCAUACUCCGACCCAAAGCCCGCAAAAGACGCCCCGUACAAGGUCUCUUACUCGCCGCCAUCACAGUGUAAUGUCGUGGGAAGCUACGUUUCUCGGACAAUGAUCAAGACGCAGUCCGAGUUUGGCAUUGAUAUGGUUGUCCAGAUGCCGGCGUCACUCUUCCAAGAAAAGGACUACACGAACAUGCGAUACUUUUAUCGUCGAGCCUACUACAUUGCGUACAUUGCUGCGCGUGUGCGAAAGGAAUUUGCGCAAGAACUGGACCUGAGCUUCGAGAGCUUGAACGAAAACCCUUUAUUGCCGAUUGUUGUCCUCCGACCAAAGGCUUCGAGUGAUGGAGGCGAAGAGCGAGAAGCGAAGAAGAAGUCGAAGAAAGCAUCUUAUAGCAUCAAACUUAUUCCUUGUGCCCCCGAUGACCUGUUCCCCUGGUCCAAGGUGACGCCCAAGUCGAACAAUAAUAGACUGGGCGAGGCGGAUGAAAAGAAGGAAGCACAGGCGGCAACGCCCUUUUACAACUCCACCUUGAACGCUGAGAGAACUUUCAUUCCCUACUUACGGCUCCUUACUCACAUGAGUAAGGAAUGUCCUGCUUUUGCCGAUGCUUGUGUUCUUGGCAGAACGUGGCUUCAACAGCGCGGCUUUGGAAGCGCCAUCUCUCAAGGAGGAUUCGGACAUUUUGAGUGGGCGGCAAUGAUUGCUUUGCUCUUACAAAUGGGCGGUAGAAAUGGGCAAGCAGCUUUAUCAACCUCCCUCAGCAGCACAGAGCUUUUCAAGGCAGCCCUUCACUUUUUAUCAACUACCGACUUAAGCAAGAAACCCUAUACUUUUGCCUCUUCUACUGUUUCCGCAGAUGCUGUUCGAGAGGCUGGCCCUGUCAUGUUUGAUCCGACCAGACAGCUUAAUAUCUUGUUCAAGAUGACGCCUUGGUCAGCAAGCAUGCUGCAAAGCUACGCAAAGUCUACUACAGAACUUCUAGCUGAUGCAAUGGCCGAUAAAUUCGACCCGACAUUCAUUACCAAAGCCGAUAUUCCCUUCCAGACAUUCGAUGUUGUUUUUGAGAUCCAGAGCUCUAGUCUUGUCAGAUUCUCCGAAUCUGCAGACCGCAGGAGUGCCGUAACGAAUUUUUGUCUGGAAGCACACAAGCACCUCAAACGGGCGUAUGGCAACCGAGCACAGCUCGUGCAGUUCCAGCUGCCUCCCAGAGGACAUUGGUCGCUGGCCAAGCCCCCAGUCAAGGAGGCCACGCGGGCUCUCAUAGGCGUUGUCUUUGACCCUGUUCACAUGUCAAGACAGAUGGAAUUCGGCCCACCUGCCGAAGAGCAGAAAGAAGCCGCGAGAUUCCGACAGUUUUGGGGCGACAAGGCUGAAUUACGUCGAUUCAAGGAUGGCAGUAUUCUUGAGUGUAUCGAGUGGUCCAGCAAGCUCCCGCUGCAAAUUUGCGAGGAGAUUACACAUUACACCCUGCAGCGUCACCUGAAGAUUACCAAAGACCAAGUGACAACCGUGGGAGGGGCUUUUUCUUCCAUUAUCAGCCUGUCUCAUCUUGACAAAUCUGCCUUUGAUUCAGCUCGGCAAGCAUUCCAAAACUUUGAACGAGACAUUCGCAACCUGGAGGAACUGCCUUUGCAGAUCAAACAGCUGUCACCUACUUCCUCUUCAGCGCGCUAUGCAUCCAUUGAGCCACCAUUGAUGGGAUACCAUAAAGGAUCAAUCGAGCUGAUGGACGUCAAUUUGUACUUCGAAGCGUCAAGCAAAUGGCCUGAGAAUCUUACCGCCAUACAAGAAGCAAAGGUCGAAUUCCUCAUCGAUAUUGAUAGACGACUGACAAAGGCGAACGAGAAAAUCACCACAUAUUUGGGACGCGAGAACAAAGAGCUUGGCAUUGAAAGCUUGGCCUAUCUCGAUAUCAUAUAUGAGAACGGAGCGGCAUUCCGCCUAAGGAUACACUGCGAUCUAGAAGAGAAGCUCCUUGAGCGACAAGUCAAGAACAAGACUCUCGAGCCUCGCAUUCGCGAGGAAGCUGAAGAAGCCUCUGAAAAGCUCAACUGGCUGUACAAUGCUCUUCCGCUCCACACUCAGACCAUUGCAACUUUCUGCACCCGCUUCCCUCCUCUCUCGCCAACUAUCCGACUAGUCAAGCAUUGGUUCAACAGCCACAAGCUGACUGGCCAUAUUCGCGAAGAGCUCGUUGAGCUUUUCGUCCUUCACGCAUUCCUCCAGCCAUAUCCCUGGAGGCAGCCCACCUCCGUUAUCACGGGUCUGCUGCGAACACUGUUCUUCCUUUCCAAAUGGGAUUGGCGUGAUGAGGCUUUGAUUGUCGACACGGCGGAAGAUCUUUCCGAAAACGAUCGAUCAUCUGUUCGCCAUGAUCUUCAAACCUGGAGGAAACGAGACCCCAGCAUGAACGACAAGGUCUUAUUCGUGGCCACAUCCAACGAUCGAUCUGGCCUUGCGUACACUCGUAACGGACCAUCUAAACUGGUCGCCUCCCGCAUGACACAUCUUGCCAAAGCAGCCUGCAAGCUCGUCCGAGAAAAGGGUAUCCACCUCGACCCAUCUCUCCUGUUCGAGGCCUCCCUCCAAGACUACGAUGUCCUCUUCCACCUCUCCUCCAAGACCAUCAAGAACAUCAUCCGCGAAACAGCCGUUGAGUCCAGUGGACGUAAGCACUCUCAAUUCAAAAAUCUCGACACUCUCACCGCAUCGAUCCCGCUCCCCAUUAGGGCACACCCGACAGACGUCUUUAUGGAGGAGCUGGAGCGCGUGUACGAAGACUCGCUACUGUUCUUCCGGGGUAGCGCGGAUGACGCCGUGGUGGCAGCUCUUUGGAACCCUCGACUGCAGAAGCAAAAGUUUAGAGCGGGCUUGCCGUAUAACUUCCACUCUAUCGGGGGUGAUGGUGAUCAAGUUGAGGUGAACCGCAAGGCAGUUCUGCUAGAGAUUGCCCGAGCCGGAGGUGAUAUGAUCAAGAAAAUUGAGGUGGCCGAGGAGGACGAGUAA